CAGCACUCAAUUCACAUACGCUCGUUCUCUCACACGCACAAACAUACAUACUGUACACUCGCACACAUGCACCCACACUGAUUAGAUAACGACUGGAGAGCAAACAGACGAGGUUUUAAAGCUCAACAAUAAGGCGCGGCGUGGAGCACCUCUGAACCUCGCAGGGGGCUCGCGGUGGCCAUGGAUCAUAUAGGAGCGCACCUCCAGCACACGCACGUGGAACCCAUCAGCUUUGGGAUCGACCAAAUCCUCAACAAUGUGGACCAGAGCUGCAUGCUCGGGGCGAGAAUGCUCGAGCUGGACUACGGACACAGCUGCAUUGGUAGCACAGGCUACAACAACAUGACCAGCAAUUUUGCAUGCAAUAACUCCGGAUAUAAUGGCAAUGCGUGUGGGGUGACAUCUAAUAGCGGCUCCUAUAACAUGAACAUGGGAAUGAACGUAAAUGGUAAUAACGUCAACGCGGCAGGAGUCAUCCGUGUGCCAGCGCACCGGCCGUUGGGGAACGGCAUCUCGUCCAUCCCAAAUGGCAUGCCCACAGUAUCAGGCGCCAUGAACAACCUGACAGGACUGACGUUCCCAUGGAUGGAGAGCAACAGAAGAUACACCAAAGACAGGUUCACAGUGGCGCUUUCACCCCUCACUGUAACACGCCGUGUAGGUCACCCUUACCAGAACCGGACACCCCCGAAGAAAAAAAAGCCACGGACAUCGUUUACACGUCUGCAGAUCUGCGAGCUGGAGAAGCGCUUUCAUCGACAGAAAUACCUGGCAUCCGCAGAACGGGCGGCUCUUGCCAAGUCCCUCAAGAUGACAGACGCGCAAGUCAAAACAUGGUUCCAGAACAGAAGAACGAAAUGGAGGAGGCAGACGGCAGAGGAGAGGGAAGCGGAGAGACAACAGGCUAACCGGAUUCUCAUGCAACUACAACAGGAGGCCUUUCAGAAAACUAUAAACCAGCCAGUGAACCCAGACCCUCUCUGUCUCCACAACAGUUCACUUUUCGCGCUUCAGAAUCUCCAACCGUGGACUGAGAACACUGCAAAAAUGAGUAGUGUUUCUACGUGCGAGUAGAGGGGAAAACGACUUCCUUUAUCAUUGAAGUCAUCGAUAAAUGUAAAAUAAUUCAGGACCACAGACACUUGAAAAGUAUAGGCCUUUUGUGACUGACAAAGACCAGCAUGACGGGAGUUAUAUAAAUUGGCACAUAAAUUGUCUCGGUAAAACACUCUUGUCAGUGACCGAAAAAUAGAGGUGUUCUUUGUAACGAGUCAUUUUUUUAAACAAACAUCCUAUAGGAUCGAGUAGUCAUUUGUCAGUGCAGUUUAUUUAUUUUUUGUGCUUUUUUUGCUUCAAACCAUAGGCUAUCACCAAUUUUGUAAUCAUUUGAUUUGUUGUGGUGUUGAAAAGAGCACUGAUCACUUCAGUUUGCACCUUUGAAGCAUCAUUCUGCUUGUUAUUCAUUAUAGGCUAAUGAUUACAGUUUUUGGGGAGGUGCUUGGAGACAUCAGUGUAAUUUUACAUUAGGCUAACAUCAAUGUCUCUGUACAUUUUUGGUAAAAUAUUAAGGUAAUAUAUUAAAAUAUAUAUAAAAUGUAGCCUAUAUGCAUUUUACUGACUUCACAUUCUAGUGAUAGAGCAAGAAUAUUUUUACAAUAUUUGGAGAUGGUGAGUGAGAGCACAUUGGUGAAUAAUGUGUUAAUACAUGAUAGUAUACUAAACCCAAUUGGUUAUUAAUAUCUCAGAUCUUUUUAUUAAUUGUUUUGCAAACUGUAAGUGUCCAUUGCUUGACAAAAUGAAAUAAUUAAUUUCUUGUAGUUUCUUUAAACAAAUACCAGCUGAAAUGUUUGUUUCAUUAAUUUGUAGACCUACAAAGAUUUACCUUAACUUUUUUAUUACAGUAUGUCCAGCCCUUUCAUAUCCCCUUAUAUACCUCUAAACAAUCAACUUAAAAAGAGGUGUUCAACAUUUUGUUUGCAGAAGUGGGAUACACUGGCGUAGGGCUAUAUUGUGUUCAUGGGGUUCUCCCUUAGCGGAACAGUUACCAUCCAAAUGCUAUCUGCUUAGUAUUAUUCAGUACUAGACUACCAGAAUAAUAAGUGUCUUGAGAAAUGACGGACAUUUGUGGUUGUAUGAUAAAUGAGUCCUUGCUUGAAUUAUGAAAAAAUUCAGUUGAAUGUUUGGGUUGUGAUAGUUUGAGCUACACGCAAUUGUAGUGAGUAUGUGUGUAAUGCUGAUUGCACACAGCUGUACAGUGUGUGUGAGCUAGUCCAGUGCCUCUCUCUCCCCAAAAAGGAAUGCAAAGGGUAGAAUUUCAUCAUCCACUCUGAAAUUUCAGCACUGUGUCACAUUGCUGGCUUUCCCAAAUCUCCUGAAAUUCCUUUGCAGAGCAGAGAAAAGGGGUCCAAGUGGCUGUAAGUGCAGCAGAGUGGAAAAACACACCAACCUUUGCAAUGUAAAACUCUGUGGAUUCAACUAGUCCACCUGAAAUAUGUCAUUAUCAUAGAUGUUUUCAUUAUCAAUAUUUACAGUUAUUUAUAGUAGUCAUAUUUACAGUUUUCUAAACACAUUUAGUUUAUUUAAGAAUUCUAUCAGCACAAGAAACAAUAUCAAGACAUGUUUUGUUCAAUUAAACAAGUCAUGUAUUAAGUUUGCGUAAUCUGCAAAAUGUUUAGGCCUUUGUGUUUCAUUGCAAAAUGCAUUUCCUAUUAUGUAUAAUUUCCACAUACAUAGAGAGCAUUUUCGUCUACAAUAAAAUUUCGUUUGACCUUUAAACAGAUGUUUCUCAAAUAAAGCUAUCCAUUAGAGAACUUUUAGCUACAGUUUGUAUGCAUCUGUUUGAGUUUUGCAAUUUGGCAAUGUUUUAUUUCUAUUAUACAGAAAACAAUAAAUACUGGCCUACUGGUCUAUAUGGGAAGGUCCUAAAAACUAUUUUAUUGGGAAUGAUGUGCUCAUUGUGAGAAACAAGUUAUGGGAUAGAUACUAAUGAAUCGUCAUUAUGAACAGUCAUUACAACAAAUGUAUUCUUGCACUAUACCCUCUACUCCUGUGUCUACGCUAUAACUUCAUGCAUUUAUUCAACAGAGUAACCGAGUUUGAGCAUCAUUAAUUGAAAGCAUUACUUAAAUUUCAUCCUGAUUUACAAUAUAUCAAAUUGUAUGAUGCAAUUUUCUUUUUAAAUCCUCAAGCUUAAUUCUUUACUUAUCAUUUGGGAUCGUUAUUUUUUUUAAGGUAUUGAGUCAGUAGUACAAAAAAAACAUUAAAAUGUUGUCUGUUAUUGUAUAAUGAAGUAAAUGGUUUAGCAUUUCCAUAUAGUUUAUUGCAAAAGUAUUGUUUGUAUCCUAUUUAUACAUAUAUGGAAGUGUGGGCCUGUGUGUGCAAAUUUGUAUUAAACAAUUCAUGAUUUGUA
This is a messenger RNA of Hypomesus transpacificus, 3409 nucleotides long. RefSeq names its product T cell leukemia homeobox 1 (gene tlx1). The transcript is spliced from 3 exons. Gene Ontology annotation, biological process: regulation of transcription by RNA polymerase II; animal organ development. NCBI's taxonomy places the organism in Eukaryota, Metazoa, Chordata, Actinopteri, Osmeriformes, Osmeridae. The record is from RefSeq and is a predicted model, not a curated record. Gene Ontology annotation, cellular component: nucleus. Gene Ontology annotation, molecular function: DNA-binding transcription factor activity, RNA polymerase II-specific; RNA polymerase II cis-regulatory region sequence-specific DNA binding. Bases 181 to 1074 code for a protein of 297 amino acids.